Effrenium voratum is the source of this 1559-nucleotide messenger RNA. Lineage: Eukaryota; Dinophyceae; Suessiales; Symbiodiniaceae. The record is from the annotation of a GenBank genome assembly.
AUGCGAGCCUGGCAUGUGCUGAUUUGGCCCCUGCCGACGUAUCUAUGCAGCGAAUGCAUUGGUGACUGUGCGAGCGAGUGCAAAGCCAGAUAUGAGGCGGACUUCGACCACUUCCGGCGGAUGUCCUUCGCCCAGUUGCACACGCAUGAAAGGGGCGUGCCCAUGCACGAGAAGUUCCCGGGCUUUCUGUCCGCGGAAGAAGUGAACCGACUGAAGCACAGCGCGGAGAAGCUGGAGCAGGACCGGCAGAAGGGGGCGGAGCUGGAUGCGAUCUUUGCAGAUGCCACGCAAAAGAUCCUGACCUGCUGGUCCUCCGGCGGCCGCUUCUGGUACCUGGAGACCGACCGGGGCAGCGGCACGCUCUGCGUGCCGGAGCUCUGCAGCGCCGGAGACGUGGAGACGGCGGUGGCGCAGAGCUUCCUGGCGCGGGUGGCCACAACGGACCACGAGGCGUUGGCCACGGCGAGGGAGUUGUCGCACUGGGCGGAUUUGGCCCUGGACUUUGUGGUGGUCGGGAUGGACGGCUGCGCCAGCACCGCGCUGCACCGGUUCCUGCACAGCCACACCCAGGUUGCCUUCACCAACUUGUCCUUGUUCAACGUGGAUGAGGACUUCUUCCUGCAGGAGCUUGGGCGCCAGACCCUGCCCUUCGCCAGCCAAGUGCAGCGUUUGCAAGACUUCCACGAGCGGCUGAGCCAACAGCGAGGAGGACGGAUCGUGGGCCUGUACCAGCCCUACAUUUGGACAGCGGAGACGCUGCUCAGGGCCUUGGCGUACAAUCCGGGCCUCAAGGUCUUGUUGACGCUCUGCGACCCGGUGGAUCGCUUUGAGCGGCGGAUGCACGGCCAGUGGAAGCCCACGGCGGAGACGGUGCGCGAGGCCUUCUACGCGCAGCUGCCGGACGAGGCGUCCGUGGAGCUGGUGGAGAAGUGGCGCGCUUGGGCGGGCUAUGGCGAUCGAGUCCUUCUUCUGGAAAAGCAUUCGCUGGAUUCUCCAAACACUAUCCAACGGCUGGCGCGCUUCCUGGGUCUCCGCGCAUAUCCCAAGAAGAAGCGCUUCCAUCGCUACAACGCGCGCGGAAGUCGAUCUAGCCUCUGCAAGCACAGAGACCUUGUGCAAGACUUGAAAGAGCGCUUCUCAGCUGAGUACACCUUCCUGCAUGAGCUCUUCGGCGGAGACAGAUUUCAGCACAGGCAGACCGCCUGCGACAGGCUGGAAGAUGUUGGAGCGCAGUGCGUCAAGGAGAGAUGCUCCUAGCCUCGCAUGAAGCUGGCCUCCGAUGUUGCCAACGUCCAGAUCUUCCACCACGAAGCCCCUGAAUCACUGAAGUGAUCUCGCCUUCUCCCUCCCCCACUUUGCCGGAUGUGACACACAGCAGCCGGCCCCUCGCGCGGAGCGCCGAGAUCACGAAAGGCUUUGACCAGCUCUGCGUGAACAUCCUGGACUUUCCUCGAUGCUAUCCUCGCGUCAAUGGCGACCGCAAAAGCCUGUAGCAUCCUGUGGCCUCUGAAUUCGGCUGAGACGCAACAGGGAUCAUUGCAGCAUAUUGCAGCAGGACA